AUUAGUGACAUUUAAGGGUUAUCCUAAUAAUAUGCAUUAUUUUAUCUUCAUUGUGUUACUUUCAGAUAUAAAAUGAUUUUCGGUACGUUUAGGUGCGUGUAAAUAGUGAAAAAUUUUGUGUAACAUCACCAAGAAUGGAUUUUGUGAAAAUUGAGGAUUCUUUCAUUACGAAUCAAACUUUCUAUAAUACAUUGAAGCAAAUCAAAUGAAUAAAAAUGCUUUUAUUGUUACACAAAGAGGAGAUUAUUAUUUUUUUGUAAUGAAAAACGAAUUUUUACACCUGAUAGCUCUGAUAAAUACUUACUCAAUAUACUAUUAUAAAUUGCGUAGAAACAAAUUCGACUGGAUUUUAUAUUGCUCUCGUUUAAAUAGCUUUUGCAAUUUAUUAUGAGUGUAGCCACGAAUAAUGGAUUGAUGAAAAAUGACAAUCAAAACGAACUUUACAAGCUCUCUAGAAAAAUUGCAGAUCUCGAAAGCAGAUUUCAGUUCCAACAGGACAACAAUAACCAUCUAUCAACUUCAUUAACGAACUAUGAGAAAUUGAAAACGUCUCAGCUUCAACUCAAUCUCGAUAUAGAAAAAAUCAAAUAUCAAAACCAACUUGCUUACGAUUGGAGAAAAAAGACUGAUUCAAUUCUGGAGGCUUUGAAAGUGAAUUUAUCAAGUAUAGAUAGAGCGAAAAGAGACUUAGAUAGCAAGGUUAUGGGUUUGCAGACUAGGAUGAUGCUUAUAGAAAAACUACAAGACCAAAUAAGUGGACUUGUAGAUAGUUUUCGAAGAGAACAAGCUUACAACAGACAAGUAGAUAUGAGCUUCGAAGAAAACUUCGAGGAAAUUAAAAAAACGUCGGCUCAAGAAAAUGCAAAAAAUCUAGCGAUACUCGGCGACGUUAAAGAUGCUUUAGACAUAACAAAACAAGACAUGGAAAACGCCAAAGUUCAACUAGAAGAUCAUGGAAUCAAAUUCACUAAUAUCAUCUACGAUUUGAGAGGAGUAGGACAAAGCGCUUCCGAAGCUAUUAAAAAAAUGGAAAAUAUGGAAAAAGAAUACGAAAAUUUGAAAAAAGAAUUCACCCAGAUGAAGUUAGAUAUGGAAAUAUUAGAAGGACUUACCAGUUCGAAUGAUUUCAGACCAGGACCUGGGAGAUUGUUAUGGAGGAUCACAGAAGUCGAUGCUAAAAUGAUUCAAGCGAAACAAUCAGGAAAUGUGGUUAAAAGCCCCAUAUUUUUCACACACGAAUAUGGAUAUAGGGUUAGGGUGUUAAUGUAUAUGAAUGGAUUAAAAAAAUGGAAAGAUAGAUAUGCAUUGUUAUGUCUGCAUGUUCUUAAAGGAGAUUUCGAUAUGGUACUAAAGUGGCCUUGUAAUAUUGAAGGAACCGUAGUAUUACGAGAUCUUGAUGAUUUAGAAAAGGCGAAGCCUUUUACUAAAGUAAUAACCGCAAAACGACAAACAGGAAACGAAGAAUGUGAAGAACCACAAGAAUCUUCUUCGUGUUAUAUAUUCAUUCCCCACUCAACUCUUUUGAAAAGUAACUAUGUUAAAAACGAUACGAUAUUUCUCGAUAUCAAAAUACGCCAAAAUAAUAAACUUGAAACUAGUUUGUAAUAGAAUUUGUACCUGAUAUUAAAAUUUCAUUUUGAAUUUGUGAUUAUUUUUUAUUCAUAA
Molecule: messenger RNA, 1665 nt
Organism: Diorhabda carinulata
Lineage: Eukaryota; Metazoa; Arthropoda; Insecta; Coleoptera; Chrysomelidae
Product: TNF receptor-associated factor 5
Exons: 4
Coding region: 388-1605 (405 amino acids)
Molecular function (GO): protein binding
Source: RefSeq, a predicted model, not a curated record